AUGAAGCUCAACCUUGCGUCCACGUUGGUGGUUGCGCUCGCGACACAGAACGUCGCCGCUGACUGGUUUGGCAAAGCUGCAUACAACAAGUGGCACGAGACCGAGCUCGAGAGAUGGCUGUCUGACCACGACGUCCCAUACCCAGCUGCCGCCGACCGCAAGGACCUGGAAGAUUUGGUCAAGAACAACUGGGAAAACAACGUGGUCAAGCCCUACAACUCCUGGGAUACCAACCGCCUUCAAAGCUAUCUUGGUGCGAAGGGUCAGGAGGUGAAGAAGGGCACGGAGAAGAACAAGGACACCCUCGUCGCUCAGGUCCAGAACUACUGGCACGAGACCGCCGACCAAGCCAACGAGGCCUACCACAACGUCGCCAACUGGAUCUUCGACACCUGGACCGAGUCCCAGCUCAAGGCUUUCCUCGACAAGCACGGCAUCCCCAACCCUCAGCCACGCACUCGUGACUCCCUCCUCGCCACCGCCCGCUCCAACUACCAGUCGGUUGCCAACAAGCUUGGCGAGUCUGUCAACUACCCCGGCAACUGGCUCUACGAGCAAUGGUCCGACUCUGAGCUCAAGGCUUGGCUCGACGAACGCGGUGUCCCCGUUCCACAGCCAGGCUCUCGCGACAAGCUCAUCGCCUCUGUCCGCCGUAACGCUAAGAUCGCCUCCGACCGUGCCGCCGAACAGUACGCCUCUGCCUCGUCUUCUGCUGCCUCAGCCCAGCAGUCCCUGAGUGAUGCGCUGUUGGAGAGCUGGAGCGACAGCCAGAUCAAGGAGUGGGCAGACAAGAACGGCAUCAAGGUUCCACAGGGCAGCAAGCGCAACGAGCUCAUCGCACUCGCUCGCAAGCACUCUGCUCAGUUCGUUCAAGGCAACUCUGCCUCUUCUGCCUCCAAGUCUGCUGCCUCCGCCUACGGUGCCGCCACCUCGAGCGCCGGCAACUGGUUUGCUCAGUCGACCGACGAUGCCUACGGCAGUGCCCGCUACUACUACGAUUGGGUCGCCAACCAGCUCGGCUUCGCUUCUGCUGAUGCCUCCAAGAGCUUGAGCUCUGCCUCGUCCACCGCCAGCGUUGAGGCUUCCAAGUCCUCGGUUGCCGCCUCCAAGUCUGCCUCUUCCGCGUCCGGAGCUGCCGCUAAGUCCGCCUCCUCUGCAUCGAAACAGGCCAGCAAGAGCGCACAGAAGGGUGCUGACCAGGCCGGUGAGGCUUACAAGAAGGCCACUGACCGCAUCAAGGAGGAGUUGUAA
Zasmidium cellare ATCC 36951 is the source of this 1251-nucleotide messenger RNA. RefSeq lists its product as uncharacterized. The record is from RefSeq and is a predicted model, not a curated record. Bases 1 to 1251 code for a protein of 416 amino acids. Lineage: Eukaryota; Fungi; Ascomycota; Dothideomycetes; Mycosphaerellales; Mycosphaerellaceae. The transcript is spliced from 3 exons.